Molecule: messenger RNA, 1722 nt
Organism: Stylophora pistillata
Lineage: Eukaryota; Metazoa; Cnidaria; Anthozoa; Scleractinia; Pocilloporidae
Product: inactive hydroxysteroid dehydrogenase-like protein 1
Molecular function (GO): oxidoreductase activity
Source: RefSeq, a predicted model, not a curated record
GACAUCGGGUGGAUUCCUCUGUACGAAAUGAAAAAGGUAUCAAGCCUGAUACUCACACCUGCUUCACGGGCAGCAAUCGCAUCUCCAAUUUGAAGAACAAAGGGAAAGAAAACAAAACCUGCAAGGAGUCGUGUCUGCGGCCUGUAACUUGAGCAGUUAGUUCGUGAGGCCAAGAGGAAUGCCUAGCAUGCCAUCGGCCAACAGAGCUACAUGAAAUGUAUCCACUGCGGUUUUGUAUGACGACAGGUCUUUUGUGGACAGCCAAGGUGUCUUUGAGUCUGGCAUUCAGCAUCUUAAAAGGCUUGAGAAUUUAUUUGUUCGCUCAAAUCACGACUAGGAAUAAUUUUUGUAUUAAGUAUGGCGGCAGAUGGGCAGUUGUUACAGGUGCAUCGGAAGGUAUAGGCAGAGCAUUUGCAUGUGAGUUGGCACGAUGUGGAAUGAACAUUGUUCUGAUGAGUCGAUCUACCCAAAAAUUGGAAAAGGUUGCAGAGACCAUAGAAAAAGAAUCCAAGGUUGAGACGCUUAUCAUUCCAAUAGACUUUGCCACACAGGAUGUUUACCAGAAAAUAAUCGCUUCCCUAGAAGGGCUUGACAUUGGCAUUUUAGUGAAUAAUGUUGGUGUAAUGUAUGAAUAUCCACAAUACUUUCUAGAUGUUCCCAAACAGAAACUUUUUGACCUGAUAAAUAUCAACAUGACUUCAGUGAUAAUGAUGACACGUAUUGUUUUACCCCAAAUGUGUGAAAGGAAGCGGGGCGCAAUUAUUAACAUGUCGUCCAGUGCAGGAGAGCUGCCUACACCCCAGAUGACAGUUUAUGCUGCAACAAAGGAAUUUGUGGACAGUUUUUCCCGUGCUCUUGCCUACGAGUAUUCCCCACAAGGGAUUGAAGUACAGUCUCUGAGACCAUUUUACGUAGCCACAGCCAUGACGUACGGUACAAAAGCUAAUAUCGUUGUUCCAUCUCCUGAAACGUACGUGAAGAGUGCACUUUACACACUGGGAUUGUCACGACGAAACACAGGCUACUGGAGUCAUGGUAUUCAGGGUUGGUUUGUUGGAUUUUGCCCCGAAUGGCUGUGGAUGUGGACCGCUACUUUGCUCAACAAUCAAAUACGUCGAGUUGUUCUUAAAAAUAAAAAACAGUAACGCUUUACAAUUUUUAUCUUUAUUAAUCCCAUUUCAUUUGUUGCAAAAAAUUGGACGACUUUAAUCCGCUACCUACAAGUAUAAUAAGAAUCUCAAGCCAACCAAAAAUUAUAAUGAGUUCUUCUCUGAUCCAUUAACUGUACAUCUCUAAUUUUACUUCGAUCUUGUUUCCUUUGAAAAUAAAAAGAUCCCUCUAUCCUUUGAUACAGAAAACACUAUAAUUGUAUACUGUGCCAGUUUUUAUGGCGAUCAAAGCUAAGACAUCUGAUGCAACUGAAAGAAAAUUCUGGGUUGGUCAAACGUACUCUUCAGAUUCAAGGUUAUCUAUAGACAGCGUAAUGCACUACGUACGUUGUUUUCCGAGAUAAAGAAAAUAAUGAUAAGUAUUACACUAAGUAUUAAUAUAUACUACACUGAUGAAUAGUGCUUUUAGCGCGCGGUGAUUGGUUAGUUCGGAAUAAUUAACAAAUACUCUACACCUCCAAGCAGCGGAAGAGACAAAAUCGUACUUCAGGAGUUUCAUUUCCGACCACUUUUCGAUAUAUUGACAGGAAUAAACUAACUUUUUUUUUUAUUA